This is a messenger RNA of Chroicocephalus ridibundus (black-headed gull), 2209 nucleotides long. RefSeq names its product signal sequence receptor subunit 2 (gene SSR2). Lineage: Eukaryota; Metazoa; Chordata; Aves; Charadriiformes; Laridae. The record is from RefSeq and is a predicted model, not a curated record. The coding region runs from base 943 to 1494 and encodes 183 amino acids. Gene Ontology annotation, cellular component: membrane; endoplasmic reticulum. The transcript is spliced from 6 exons.
CAAACUGGAAUAUUACGGUUCGUCUGAAUAUGAGGAAAAACUUCUUUGAGGGUCCCAGAGUCUCCUGCUCUGGGGAUAUUCCGAACCCUCCUGGAGGCGACCCUGCGCGACCUGCUCUGGGUGACCCUGCUCUGGCAGGGGGUGGGAUGAGGUGACCUCCAGAGGUCCCUUCCAGCCCCGGCCGGGCUGGGAUGCCGUGGGAGCAGCCCAGGGUGGAAAUGGUGGUGUGUUGACUGUAGCCGGGGAGGCUGGAGGGGAAGGAAAGGGCCCCUGGCACAGAGUGCAGGCUCUGACACGGGAGCUGUUUUUGCAUCUAAAAGCACUAACGAGUUUCCUGAUGGGUUACACGUAUAAUGACCGUGUGGCCUCCUUGGCCUCUCAGCAGGGCAGCUCCAGGCACGCUGGGCUGAGGGAAACUGGGAGACGUGGCCUGAAACAGGGACUUCUGGGGACCAAAAGGCCACUGGAGGGAGUUAGUGGCUCCUCCGUGCCUGGAAACGGGAAAGAAUAACAAAAGUUGGAAGUGAGGAGCUAGUACUUUCUGAGAAGAACAGAGAAUUUGCUGGGGAGAAGAACUAACUCUGUUGUGUGAGACGGUGCUGGAAAGCUGCCAUGCUUUGCAAUAGCAAUUAACUGUUAAUUGCUAAAACUGGUGAAACCGUUAAUUGCCAAAGCUUUUGCUCUGAAAGUGACUAGAAGAGGCUUUGUGACUGGAGACCUUUGCUGGUUGUGAUAACGGGGAGCGAUACUUGCUGGCGGUUUGGAAAGGGAGAAAACCCAUCGUCGUUUCUCCACACCUGCCGAUCUGGGAUGCUGCUGUGCCACCGCUUACGUCCUCGCGGGAAAGCGUCCAGGCGUUUCAGGGGCGGCUGCAGACUUGCGCGGAGCCAGGGCAACUUUCUGCCGGCUUGGGAUGAUCCUUUAUCCAGACUGCUGUGAGGUAUGAAGCUCCUGAUUCUUGCUGUGUUUGCGCUGUUUUCCGUGGCCCGCUGUGAGGAGGGCGCCAGGCUCCUGGCCUCCAAGUCUCUGUUAAACAGAUACGCAGUGGAGGGCAAGGACUUGACCUUGCAGUACAACAUCUACAACGUCGGCUCCAGUGCUGCUUUAGAUGUGGAGCUGUCGGAUGAUUCUUUCCCCCCUGAAGAUUUUGGCAUUGUCUCUGGGAUGCUCAACGUCAAAUGGGACAGGAUCGCUCCAGCGAGUAACGUGUCCCACACUGUGGUCCUGCGGCCUCUCAAAGCUGGUUACUUCAACUUCACCUCUGCUACCAUCACGUACCUGGCACAGGAGGGCGGACAGGUUGUGGUUGGUUUCACUAGUGCUCCUGGGCAGGGAGGAAUCUUGGCUCAGCGGGAGUUUGACAGGAGGUUCUCCCCUCACUUUCUGGACUGGGCAGCUUUUGGUGUGAUGACCCUGCCCUCCAUCGGGAUCCCGCUGCUGCUGUGGUACUCGAGCAAGAGAAAGUAUGACACCCCCAAGACCAAAAAGAACUGAGCAAAGUCAAAUGCCACCAGCACCCCAGAGCUCAGGAAAGAACAAACAUUCGUCCCCCCCAGAGCAGUGGGUGUGUUGGGAUCAGCAACAGCCACCCCCGAAGAAGUGCUGUCUGGGGGGCAAGAGGGAAUUGAUCGCUUCACUGCCAGCAACGUGUCGUCUUCUACAUUUUAGAAAGGAAACAAGCAAACCAAAAAAUAACCCCACCGAAAAUCCCACCCCCCUUGUCUGCUUAUUCGGAGCAGAGACCCCUCACUCCAUUGCAGCCAUAGCGCAUCUGUGAUACGAACGUGUUUUAACACCCAGAGGAGGUUGUUUCAGAGGGGUGGGGUGGUGCAGCUCUGCAGUGUCUCUGGUGUCUGUGCUGCCUUCCCGACUCGUUCGGCCGUGUGGCUCUGCCUUCUGCAGUCUCCUUGAACGUAUUACGUCUCAGGGCCCCCCACCUCCAAGUGGUGCCCGCCUCCCUGAGACAUCUGUGGGAAGGAGCUCUGUCGAGUGACAAAACCAGGUCUCCUUGUGACGGAGGCUCGUCAGAGCUGCUGCUUUGCUGGGUGGGGUGCGGGAGGUCCCUGUCAAUGCUUGUUCUCUAGGAAGCCCCGUUGUGUUUCGGUGAGCAGUUAAUUGCCGUGUUUCUGUUCUUUCUGGUUGCUCUGUUAAGGGCUGAGGUGUGUUGAGGUACUGAGGAUUUUGUAAUAAAAUGAACACCAUGAAAGAA